Messenger RNA from Besnoitia besnoiti, 756 nucleotides. RefSeq lists its product as uncharacterized. The record is from RefSeq and is a predicted model, not a curated record. The transcript has 2 exons. Bases 1 to 756 code for a protein of 251 amino acids. Lineage: Eukaryota; Apicomplexa; Conoidasida; Eucoccidiorida; Sarcocystidae.
AUGGCGGUGAAGAAGAAUUUGCUCCUCAAUAAGUCAGCGGUGAUGAAGGUUGUUUUCGUCGUCAGCCUGGCUCUUUUCUUCACGCGCGUUGUCCCUGGCUGCGAGGCGUCGGACUCGGACGAAUCCUCGUCGAGCGCAGCUGAGGAGGCGCCUGGAGCGCACCCGUCUGGUGCUCGACCGCGCUCCGCAGGGCAACCCGGAGGCACCGGACAGCGCAGCACCCCUUCCAAGAUUCCCAAGCAGCCGCGAACAUCUUCAAGUUUUCAGCAGACCUACACCCUGCCUGCUCCCCUUCACGAACCAGGGGUCGAGAGCCAACGCCGGCGCGCCGGCGGAGACGGCAGCGUGUCUUCGGGAUUCGGCGGAAUGUACGUCGAUCCCGAAGGCGUGGAUGAGAUCAUACAAGAAGGACUCCUGGCAGAGGCACUUCGCCAGGAGGAGGAAGAUGCCCGACGAGGAAGGAGACGGUCAUCUGGUCUGGGUCCACUUUGGCUCUUGGACCCCGGUCCUGGGAGAGGACAAGAACAGCCGCUCGGUUCCCAAUUCAUGGAAGGCAGACCAAGGAUCGUGCCAGUCAGCCAGCCGCCGCGCCUGCCGCAGCAGCACGUUGCUGCUGCGAAAGGGCUUCGCUUCGCCUCAGACCGGGAGGAGCGUAAGCAAAACCCAGGACAGGCUUCUGACAGUGGGUUCUCGUGGGAACAAGCAUUUGGUGAACGCGGGGCGAGAGCCCAGUGUCGAGUUAGGAGAUGUGGUUAA